This is a messenger RNA of Cynocephalus volans (Philippine flying lemur), 2287 nucleotides long. It is a transcript of the gene TSNAXIP1, whose product is annotated as translin associated factor X interacting protein 1. Gene Ontology annotation, cellular component: cytoplasm. The transcript is spliced from 16 exons. NCBI's taxonomy places the organism in Eukaryota, Metazoa, Chordata, Mammalia, Dermoptera, Cynocephalidae. The coding region runs from base 64 to 2199 and encodes 711 amino acids. The record is from RefSeq and is a predicted model, not a curated record.
CGGGCUGUACACUACUACUGCUCCUCCGGCCGCUGGUGCUGGCUGCCCGCCUGCCUGAGGGUCAUGGCCUCCCAGCAGCCGCAGUGCUCCAGCUUCUCGUCCAUGUCGAGAACACACCCACGGCCUUCAGUGACCAUAGAUGACUCCUUUCUCUCAGAAGCCAAGAGCAACCAGAAACGCAAGCUCUCUCAGAAGCAGAAGACGCUGCUCUUUCAGUUCCCCAUGGGCAGCCACCUAUCCCCAUGGCCCACAUAUACCAGUGGCCAGACCAUUCUGCCAAAUCGAAAGCCUUGUUCAUGUGACUACCGGAACCGAACAAGUAGCUGGCAGCAGCAGUCCUUCAGCACCACCAAGCCCAGGUAUCUGGAGCAGCUAGAGAAUUAUUUACGUAAGGAGCUUCUCCUGCUGGACAUGGGCACGGAUUCUACCCAGGAGCUGAGGCUGCAGCCUUACAGAGAGAUCUUUGAGUUCUUCAUAGAGGACUUCAAAACAUACAAGCCAUUGCUAUCCUCCAUCAAGAAUGCAUAUGAAGUGAUGCUCGCCCACCAAAGGGAGAAGAUUCGGGCUCUGGAGCCCCUGAAGGCCAAGCUUAUCACUGUGAAUGAGGACUGCAACGAGAGGAUCCUGGCCAUGAGGGCUGAGGAGAGAUACGAAAUCUCCAUGCUCAAGAAAGAGAAGAUGAAUUUGCUAAAACUCAUUGACAAAAAGAAUGAGGAGAAGAUCUCAUUGCAGAGUGAGGUAACCAAACUGAGGAAGAACUUGGCUCAAGAGUACCUGCACUACCUCAGUGAGCGAGAUGCCCGUAAGAUCCUCAUUGCAGACCUGAAUGAGCUACGGUACCAGCGGGAGGACAUGUCACUAGCCCAGUCCCCAGGCAUCUGGGGGGAGGACCCCGUGAAGUUAACACUGGCUCUGAAGAUGACUCGGCAAGACCUGACCCGUACACAGAUGGAACUCAACACCAUGAAGGCCAACUUUGGAGAUGUGGUACCCAGGAGGGACUUCGAAAUGCAGGAGAAGACCAAUAAGGACCUUCAGGAGCAGUUGGACAGCCUGAAAGCUGACUAUGAAGAGGUCCGCAAGGAGCAUGAGAUUUUGCUGCAGUUGCACAUGAACACACUGAAGGAACGGGACCAGUUCUUUUCUGAACUGCAGGAGAUUCAGCGCACCUCCACACCUCGGCCUGACUGGACCAAGUGUGAAGAUGUGGUGGCCGGGGGCCCAGAGCGCUGGCAAAUGCUGGCCAAGGGCAAGAACAGUGACGAGCUGGUGGAUGUGCUUCUGGAGGAGAUUGGCGAGGGGCUGCUCCGGGAGAAAGACUUCUUCCCUGGUCUGGGCUAUGGUGAAGCCAUCCCUCCUUUCCUUCGGUAUGAUGGCCUUGUGGAGAACAAGAAACCAACCAAGAAGGAUGUGGUAAACCUCCUCAAGGAUGCCUGGAAGGAACGUCUUGCGGAGGAGCAGAAGGAGAAGUUCUCAGAUUUCUUCUUUAAUUUCCUGGAGCGUCGCUUUGGGCCCAGUGAUGCAAUAGCCUGGGCUUACACCAUUUUUGAAAAUAUCAAGCUCUUCCGUUCCAAUGAGGUCAUGAGUCAGUUUUAUGCAGUCUUGAUGGGAAAGAGGAAGGAGAGUGUGUAUGUCAACCAGACGGAGACAGUAGCCCAGCUGCUGAAGGAGAUGACAAAUGCUGACAGUCAGAACGAGGGGCUACUAAACAUGGAGCAGUUCAGCACUAUCCUCAGGAGUACAUUCCCUCUGAAGAAAGAGGAGCAAAUUCAGGAGUUGAUGGAGGCAGGUGGCUGGCAUCCCAACAGCAGCAAUGCAGACUUGCUCAACUACCGUUCAUUGUUUACGGAGGACAAGGAGGGCCAGAGUGAGCCCUUUGUACAAAAGCUGUGGGAACAGUACAUGUGUGAGAAGGAUGAGUACUUACAGGAGAUAAAGCAGGAGCUGGGCCUGGAACUCCGUGAUGAAGUGACCCUACCCAGGUUGCGUGGGGCCCUGAUGAACAUCGAUCCGAGCAUGGACAAGCAGACUCUGAGCACCUAUAUGAGCCAGGCCUUCCAGCUCCCCAUGUCAGAACUGCCAGAGGAGGGUGACGAGAAGGAAGAGGGCAUUCUGACAUGGCUCUGCACUGCAUUGGAACGGCUUCAGGUGGCUGACGUCAGGCGCAUGGGGCCUCGAGAGCCAGAACCUGCAAGCUAGGACCACCGUGGACAGCCUAAGUGCUCCAGUGUUGCUAACCCUGAUUUUAGUAUAAAAUUGUUUGUCUGAACCCAGGUCCUUCUCCAGG